Messenger RNA from Arctia plantaginis, 456 nucleotides. The record is from the annotation of a GenBank genome assembly. Lineage: Eukaryota; Metazoa; Arthropoda; Insecta; Lepidoptera; Erebidae.
AUGGAGAAUUUUACAGUUGUCCAGUUUGACUCUCUGAGUGCGACUGUUCAACAAAUUCUUAAGAUGGCGGCAGAAGAAAGAAAAAAAGCAUAUUGCCCGUAUUCAAACUUCGCAGUCGGUAGCGCUAUCUUAACAGAAAAGGGUGAUAAAAUUUACACAGGAUGCAAUAUCGAAAGUGCAACGAUGACGCCUUCCUUAUGCGCUGAACGUACAGCAGUAGCAAAGGCCGUGUCUGAUGGAUACUCCAAGAUCCAGACCGUUGCCGUAGUCGCUCAUCAGCAGAACUUUACCGCACCCUGCGGCGUGUGCAGACAAAUGCUUAGUGAGUUUCGUAGUUCAAAUGGUGACAUCGAAAUCUUCCUGAGUAGACCUAGCCUGGACGAAGUGCUGCAUACGUCAAUAUCAGAAUUGUUACCGCUAGCGUACGUUAGCUUUAAAGAAGAUAGUUUACCGUAA